Dichomitus squalens LYAD-421 SS1 is the source of this 228-nucleotide messenger RNA. RefSeq lists its product as uncharacterized. Gene Ontology annotation, molecular function: DNA binding; structural constituent of chromatin; protein heterodimerization activity. Lineage: Eukaryota; Fungi; Basidiomycota; Agaricomycetes; Polyporales; Polyporaceae. The transcript has 2 exons. The annotation marks the transcript as partial. The record is from RefSeq and is a predicted model, not a curated record. Gene Ontology annotation, cellular component: nucleosome.
GUGCGGGAGAUUGCACACGAUAUGACGACAGAUCUCAACGGCAGAGGGAACGAGGACCUGCGGUGGCAGAGGGAGGCCAUGGACGCGGUGCAGGAGGCAGCGGAGGUCUUCCUGAUCGAGUUGCUCGAAGACGCCCAAAUUUGCGCCUUGCACGCUCGACGCGUUACCGUCCGAGUUGCGGACAUCCAGCUCGCCCGCAGGCUGAGGGGGUGGCGAAGGGCUUCUUGA